CAACAACGCCAACGACCUACCGAUCAGUCACAUCCACGCCUUCGCUGUACAGCGAAAUAACACCACUCACUCACGAGAUCCGUAUCAAAUUUUGCGGAGGAAUGAAUCCACCGAUCUCGCGCUGAGAUUUUUUCCAAGCGCGGGCCUGCGGCUGCGGCCGCCAUACAAACAAAGCCCACCACCAUGGAGGAGGCCAAACGACCCGUGAGAUGGGACCUCGACAGCGACGAGAUCGCAUCAGUCGCCUCCGAGGACCUGUACCGCAAUCGCCCGAACCGCUGGACGGGGCCCAAGUCGUCGUGGCGCGCGCUCACGGCGGAGGAGCGGCAUCUGUGGCGGUCGAUGCGGCAGCUCGAGCACCAAGACCUGGCGGUGCACCUGUACGACGCCUUUGCGCUCAAGCGACAGGGCAGGGACCCGGCGACGGCGCGCAUGCUCACGAUACAGGCGGACAACGGAAACGAGUCAGUAUGGGCGCCGCCCAAGCAGUGGACCGCCUGGCCUCUCAGGGAGAAGAACGUUCCGCAGGAACAUCUCGUCAGGCGGCAGGACGACGAGGCUGAGCAGUUUACGAUACGUCGCGAGGAGAUCAAGGCCUUGCCGAGCGCAGAUCUGCAGGAUGAGCUGGGCGCGGCGAUACUGCGGCUCGCAAAGGAGCGCUUCCGGAAGCGCAAGCGGUGGCAGCUGCCGGUGCGGGCGUCGAUAGAAUCUGAGGCUUCCCCCCCGGGCCCCGUUCAGCGCGAGUUUGACGACGACGAUGGCGGCAAGCAGGAGGACGAGAACGAAGAAGAAGAGGAGGGGGCGUCGAUGCCCUCGUCACCGCCACGGCCCACAAUGAAGCACGAGUCCGGCGACGACAGCACGAACAUGAUGCAGCUCGACAGCGACGGUUCAGCGCAGGGAGAUGCAUCCACUCGGCAGUCGAAACGCUCCAAGGGACCCAAGGAAGAAAGGACGUACGAGCCCAUGGUCUCGACCAACGACGAGCUGUCCUACGCGCUGCUCCAGCCCUCGGUCCGACACAUCCUCUCCCAGCUCGACAAGACGCUGCAAGUCCUCCACAACGCGCGCGUCGCCGGGCUGUGCUACCUCUCCGACUCGCCCAGCGACUCGGACUCGGACUCGCAAGCCGGCAUCACCACCGUCACCACCGCCGCAGCCACGCCGCGGAAGCGCUCCCGCGGGCGGCCCCGAAGCAUACCCCGACCCGGCACCGCCAGCGACGGCGCCGUCACGCCGCGGACGAGCCGCCGCGGCCGCCCGCGCAAGGUCCACGUCCCGCGCGAGGGCGAGACCGAGGACGAGAUGCGCCUGCGCGUCGCCCGCGAGAGCCACAGGCGUCUGCCCUGCACGCCGAGCGACCGCGAUGCCGCCUUUGAGGAGUGGCUGCGCCAGGGCGACGAGCGCAUCGAGCGCCGGAGGACGAGGAGCCUCGAGACGGCCAAGGCGGAGGCGGAGGCGGAAGUGGAGGCGGAGGGUGCUCAGUCCACCUCCGCGCCCGAGGACACGGAGGCGCAAGACGGCAGCCCGACCGGGGGGGAGGACUCCUACCACUACGACUCUGAUGCCGCGCCGGGCCGCCGCCGACACCGCCCUGACGACGGCGACGGCAACGACGACGACGAUGAGGGCAGCAGCAACCUCGACCGCAAGAUCCGAAGAUGGGGCCUCCGCGACUGGAGCGACGUGGUCGGCGCCGCCGCGCUGGCCGGCUUCCCCGAGGACGUCAUCAAGCGCACGACGAGGCGCUGCGCGGACCUCUUCGGCGAGACCAUGGUCAUCAGGCGACUCGACGAGGUGCCCGCGUCGCGCGGCCCGCCGGGCUUCCACACCGUCGAGUACCGCCCCGAGCGCAUCCGCCUCUCCUCCUCCUCCCCUCCCGGAGCCGCCUCAUCCGCCGCCGUCGCCGCGGCGUCCUCGUCCUCGUCCGACGAACAAGUCCGCCCCACGCUGCGCCAGCGCCGCCUCGCCUCGCUCGCCUCCUCGCCCUCCCACACGCCGCGCGGACGCUCCGCGACACCGGUCUGCUCGCCGGCAGCAGCAGCAGGAGGCUCAUCGCGCUCCCGCAGCCGCUCCUCCGCGGCGCUGCUCUUCUGCCCCGUCACGACGUGCGACCGCGCCGCCACGGGUUUCGCCCGCCGCGCCAACCUGCGGAGGCACAUGCACCUCGUGCACCCGGAUGGAGGCGCCGACCACCGCGACGUGGGCGCGGAGGGGUGGAGGAAGAAGGAAGGGGAGCAGGGGGAGGGAGAGGGGGGCGAGGAGGAGCGCGACAGCGAGGACGAGGCCGUCGGCGCGGUGCACGUCGACGGCUUCCUGCGCACCAUACGGGUCGGCCGCGGGUGGCGUGCCGAGGACGUCGCCGAGCGGAAGAGGAAGGCUUUUUGGGGCGGACGGCCGGUCCGGGGCAGGGCGACUAGGAGAGGCCGGCCGCAGAGUGGCGACGACGAUGGCGACGACGACGAUGGGGACGAUGAGGCGGGAGACGAUGAGUCGUCUUGACGGAUUUCCAUACAUCAUAGGAAGGUGACACACAGGCGUGGUAGUUGUUCCAUCAUAGCAAGCUUGUACAAAGUAGAUUUCGGCUUGCCAGCCCAGUGGUUGAUUCUCCAACGCCAACGACGAAAACUG
Molecule: messenger RNA, 2631 nt
Organism: Purpureocillium takamizusanense
Lineage: Eukaryota; Fungi; Ascomycota; Sordariomycetes; Hypocreales; Ophiocordycipitaceae
Exons: 2
Coding region: 184-2502 (772 amino acids)
Source: RefSeq, a predicted model, not a curated record